AUGGAGGAACAGAUUUUGCAAAUCUCCAUUGCUGUAGCAUCAGGCCUGAUUAUGAUAAUACAUCAUCGUGAACAUAAGGAUUAUUCUGGUGAAGGAAACGCCUUGCAAAUGGUUCCCUUUUCGAAGGCCUAUAUUUUAAUACCUAUUUCUAGUUGUAGUUAUAAAUUUAUAAUAAUGUUAGUAUCGGAGUACCAGUUGUUUACCGAAUGGUGCAUAGAUCGUAAAGGCAAGAGCAUAAUAACUACUGCUGCCUCGCCACUGAAGCCGAACCAUCGCCUGCACAUAUUCAACUCUUUGCAAGAUGAUAAAUCCGAAAAUCUACCAUUAAAUGAAUUACCGGCAGUUACUAUAAAAAACAAAAUUACCCAGAAUGGAUCGGCAACUUAUAACAUUGUGGAGUCCAAUAAGAAAAAUUUAAAGUCCAUUUCUUCGAUUAAUGAUAAGAUUCCAAGAAAUAGCGGCUCAAGCAUAUUAUGGCCAACACCUAGUGCCACUGUUGAUAAUGCAGAACGCGCAGUUGCUGAAGACGUAUCAAGAGUUGCUAGCAAUAACGAAAUAAUUCAACAAUCUGUCUAUCCCGAUGAACAAAAAAGUGCCCAAGCAUAUCAAAAUGUGGAUAAUAAUAAUGCAACAUAUAAGUUAGAGGAAGAAGAAGAUGAGACUGAUAUAAGUAAUUUAGAUACUCAUCGUUGCUCGUAUCGUGACUUGCUUGAAGAAACGAAAGAACAAUUAAAAAAAUUAGACUCAAAGUUAGAAGCACAACUGAUUGUAAAUGCUGAGCUUAAGCGAUUAUUAGUGGCUUCUAUAGGUGAUGAUAUUGGACUAAAAUUAGAGGAAUUAACGAAAGAUAAAACUGAAUUAGCAAUGCAAAUUGAAGACUACACGAAGCAGAUCGUUGAAGAUCGUGAGAAGUUGGACAAUGCAGCCAUGAAAUGCAAUGUUUGGAGAAGCAAAUACUUGGCUAGCAGGGUGAUGAUUGAACAAUUGAUACAUUGGAAACUUGAAAUGUAUGAUUACUUAACAGAAUAUCACAACGGCAUCAAAAAUAUACUGAAUGACAGAGUGACUUUAGCGAAAGAUCUUUUGAUAUCGAGCAGAAAUCUAGAAAGCAUUCAUCAACACCUUAACAAAGGGAAAGCCAAUCCUGUGUAUUCUAAGGAAAUUCAUAACGAAAAAGAUGUAAUCAAUGUGUGUAAAGAUAAUAAAGAAUUAAUACAGCUGAUAUCAAAUUGUUUAUCGGUUCAACCUGACGUUAAAAGUAACUACCUAGCCAUCACUCCUUCUGACACUGAACAUUCACUGCAACAGAACGUGAAUGGGAAAAUGCGAGAAUUAUUUGUAGCUUGUAAGACCCAACAGAAUUUAAUAUAG
Trichoplax adhaerens is the source of this 1371-nucleotide messenger RNA. RefSeq lists its product as uncharacterized. Gene Ontology annotation, biological process: Golgi organization; Golgi to plasma membrane protein transport. Gene Ontology annotation, cellular component: Golgi membrane. The transcript is spliced from 10 exons. The coding region runs from base 1 to 1371 and encodes 456 amino acids. NCBI's taxonomy places the organism in Eukaryota, Metazoa, Placozoa, Uniplacotomia, Trichoplacea, Trichoplacidae. The record is from RefSeq and is a predicted model, not a curated record.